Molecule: messenger RNA, 443 nt
Organism: Terrapene triunguis (Three-toed box turtle)
Lineage: Eukaryota; Metazoa; Chordata; Testudines; Emydidae
Product: unconventional myosin-Va-like
Exons: 4
Coding region: 27-443 (138 amino acids)
Cellular component (GO): myosin complex
Molecular function (GO): ATP binding; cytoskeletal motor activity
Source: RefSeq, a predicted model, not a curated record
GCACGGGAGCCGAGGGCGGCAGCGCGAUGGCAGUCUCCGAGCUCUACACAAAGUAUGCCAGGGUUUGGAUCCCUGAUCCAGAGGAAGUCUGGAAGUCAGCAGAACUUCUCAAAGAUUAUAAACAAGGAGAUAAAGUCAUCCAGCUUCGACUCGAAGAGGGAAAGGAAUUAGAAUAUUGCCUUGAUCCUAAGACCAAGGAACUGCCUCCCUUACGAAACCCUGACAUACUUGUUGGUGAAAAUGAUCUCACAGCACUCAGUUAUCUCCAUGAACCUGCUGUUCUACACAACCUCAAAGUUCGCUUUAUUGAUUCAAAACUCAUUUAUACCUAUUGCGGACACCCAGAGCUGUGGUCCAAGCUGCUAUCGAGUCACUCUCCUUUACUCCAUCACCAUGGAAUAUUCUACAUUAUGGGAAAUGUGGACGCGCACAUAGUGUUUUAG